CUCGAACACUCCUGCCCCUCCUCCCUGCGCGUCGGGUCCCAGGCCUGGCUGAGUAAGCAGGUGGGCAGUAGCCCCAGGGACACAGAAGCCUGCAAGUCGGCCCCGCCUGGCACUGCAGGAGUUACAGCCGGGGCCCCUCCCAGUCUCCUGAGCCACUGUCCCUUAGCAACAGCCUCACAGGCACAACAGCCGCCCCGGCUCGCCAGACAGGACACAAGGACCGCCGUUGAGGCAGGUGAGGGCGGUCUUGCAGCACCAGCCCAGAGCCCAGCCAGCAGGAGCCCACCGACCUCCCCACCCGGCCGUACAUGGACGCUGCGGACGCCACCAUGGAGAAGCUCCGGGCUCAGUGCCUGUCCCGAGGGGCCUCGGGCAUCCAGGGUCUGGCCAGGUUUUUUCGCCGCUUGGACCAGGAUGGGAGCCGGUCCCUGGAUGCCGGGGAGCUCCGGCAGGGCCUGGGCAAGCUGGGGCUGGCGCUGAACGAGGCGGAGGCCGAGGCCGUGUGUAGCCGCUGGGAUCGUGACGGCAGCGGGACGCUGGACCUGGAGGAGUUCCUGCGGGCGCUGCGGCCCCCCAUGUCCCAGGCCCGGGAGGCGGUCAUUGCAGCUGCGUUCUCCAAGCUGGACCGCAGCGGGGACGGCGUGGUGACUGUGGACGACCUCCGUGGGGUGUACAGCGCCCGCGCCCACCCCAAGGUACGCAGCGGGGAGUGGACCGAGGACGAGGCGCUCCGCCGCUUCCUGGACAACUUCGACUCCUCCGAGAAGGACGGGCAGGUCACCCGGGCAGAGUUCCAGGACUACUACAGCGGCGUGAGUGCCUCCGUGGACACGGACGAGGAGUUCGUGGCCAUGAUGAGCAGCGCCUGGCACCUGUGACGGAGCGCCUGUGCCGGGAGCCCCACUAGGACCCCCACCCCGCACCCAGACCGCCUCUCCUGGGCUCCCAGCAGGACGGAGGCCGUAGAACCGGCUGGACCAGGUGGAAGUGGACCAGGGCCCUGGGGGAGAAGGCCUCCCAGGCUCACACCGAGCUGACCCCAGUCGGGAAGGAAGCAGAGGCUGAUUGUGGCUGAGCAUGAAGGCCUUCCUGGGAGGGCAGUUUGGAUGCCUGCCCAGGUCGGGAGCAUGAGGCAGGGCCUGGGGGUGCUGGGGGCCCUUGUCCUGGGAGGCGGAGCCGCUUCUGGCCAGGCCUGGGCUUUCUGAGCCCCCAGGCAUGCAGGAGGCCAGGUUUUAGUUAAAAGUUUUAAUGUAGUUCCCAAAUACAUUUCAUAUGACAAUCUUACAUAAAUGUUCCAAAACACAUGGGCAUCGUCUGGUCUGACUUGUCCCCAAUCAGCUGAGGCUGGACGCAGAGCAGCGGCCUCACUUGGGAGGGCCCGUCUUCCCGGCUCAGGCUGCUCUGGGGCUGAGGGGGGAGGCCCACCUGACCCAGGGUGUGGGGUGAGGCUGGGAGGCAUCCUCUGAAGCCACCAGAGGCCCUGUGCAUGGGGACCUCCUCUGUGGCCUCCCCAGAUGGCGGGUGCACCUGCAGGCUGGCCCCCACCCCACUGCCAGGCCAGGGUCCUGCUUUGCCUCCUGGAGCCCUGGUCUGAGACCCUCCUGGGGGCGGUGACAUGGGGCGGGGCAGCAGGAAGCAGGUGUGCGCUGGGCACCUGGUGGUAGGGAGCCGUGUGGCAUGGAGGACGAGGGUGGUGGGGGCUGAGGGACCGCCUAGGUCCAGUGACCUCCACGUGGGCACUCUGCAGGCCGAGCCAGGUGGGG
Messenger RNA from Tupaia belangeri chinensis (Chinese tree shrew), 1763 nucleotides. It is a transcript of the gene CAPS, whose product is annotated as calcyphosine. Gene Ontology annotation, molecular function: calcium ion binding. NCBI's taxonomy places the organism in Eukaryota, Metazoa, Chordata, Mammalia, Scandentia, Tupaiidae. The record is from RefSeq and is a predicted model, not a curated record. Gene Ontology annotation, cellular component: vesicle. The coding region runs from base 309 to 878 and encodes 189 amino acids. The transcript is spliced from 4 exons.